This is a messenger RNA of Paramecium pentaurelia, 870 nucleotides long. NCBI's taxonomy places the organism in Eukaryota, Ciliophora, Oligohymenophorea, Peniculida, Parameciidae. The record is from the annotation of a GenBank genome assembly.
AUGAUUUCAGAAAUUAUAGUAGAUGCCAUAGUCAAAUAAAUAAUACAUCAGGCCAGAAAAUUGAUACGUGAACAUUAAAUAGAUGCAAAGAUUCCUUCCUUUUUGAAAAGUGAAUCUAUGCAUCAGAUCAAGUAAUAGUGACAUAAAUAACAAGAUCAGCUAUCAAUCUAUACUAAAUUGAUUGUUAAAAUUCUUAAAUCUUAUUGGAUGAUUAGGAAUACAAUUUAAGACCAACAAUAGAUUCAUUUUAGGCAUUGACACUCAAAUUAAUAGAUAGACCAAUAAUUGAUUUAGGAGAACUUAAUUAAAAUCAUACUUUGUCUGAUCAUACAACUACAAAUAAAUCUUUUAUUAGAAGACACUCUUAUAAAAAGAAGAUAGAUGUUCAAGUUGUAAAUUUGAAAGAAUAAAAGCCUACUGUAUUAACAUAGUAAGAUCAUUAAGAAAUUUAUAAGUAGUAGAUGAAUACUAAUAAUAAUAAUAGACAUUCAUUGAUUAUGAAACAAUAAAUCAGAGAUUUGACAAGUAAAAUAAUCUAAUAUAAAUUAAGAACAUAUGUAUAUUGAUAAUUUUGAUCCAAAUGAAUUUAGAAAAAAAAUUUAACAUUAGGCUGAAACUUUGGAAAAAGAAAUCAAAUAAUGUGAUAGAUCAUUUUAGAUUAAAAAAGUAUCUGAUAAAUCCAUCGAUAAUAGUAAUUAUAUGAAUCAAACUGAAAAACCAACAACAGCUCCUUAAGGUUAAAGAAGACCUUAAUAUAUUAUAAAUAAAAAAAUGAUAGAUCUGAAUGUUACUUUACCAUAAUUCAAAAGACAAUUAACUCCAGUUGAAAACAAACGAACUUCUAAAGUUAGAAAUGUUUCUUUGGCUUGA